Messenger RNA from Strongylocentrotus purpuratus (purple sea urchin), 5206 nucleotides. RefSeq lists its product as uncharacterized. The record is from RefSeq and is a predicted model, not a curated record. The transcript is spliced from 7 exons. The coding region runs from base 673 to 3456 and encodes 927 amino acids. NCBI's taxonomy places the organism in Eukaryota, Metazoa, Echinodermata, Echinoidea, Camarodonta, Strongylocentrotidae. Gene Ontology annotation, molecular function: DNA binding.
AGACGUAAUAGAUCACAGUAUGUGCGCUCGUCGAGCGUCAUCGCAUCGCAUCACAGAUCAUAGAUAUUUUCAUGGUGACUCGAUAAACUUGACUGAGAUUUUAGAACUUGACGACGGUACCAUAUGCACAUGCGCCCGUGGACUUCGCUUCGCAAGCCGGGGAAUCAGUUUGCUGCAAAUCAUUAUCAUUUCCAUAUUUUCAUUCUUCACUUGUGACUCUGUGACUACGAGCUGCAGGACUCCAGGAGGCUUCUGCAAACGGUCGUGUUUCUUUGGUCCGGUGGUGCCGGGGGAAACGACAGUGGUGUAGACUGUAGGCCUAGGCCUAUCGGAAACGGGUCAGAGCACUAGAGCCUACAGCAUCAGCACGAGAAUACACCCGACGCGACGGUGGCCUGUAGGCUAGCCUCUACUCUAGGUAGAUCUGCAUAAAUACACAAAAUAGAGAAAUAAAACAUUCAUGUUGAAUGUUGAUAGGGUCUACUGAAGUGAUGGCGAUGGUGAUAAAAUACUGAUGAUAGUCUGAGCUGAGUGAUAUCUAGAUCUAGACUAGAUCUAAUCAUCUAGAUCUACUCUAGAUCUAGAUUUAGUCAAUCAUGACAAUGAUGACAAAAAUGUUGUUGACAUCAAAUAGAGCAGCUGACUGAGCUAGACUAGAGUAGAGUAAACAAAAUGGCGGCAUCCAUUGACUCACUUAAGUUUGAUUCACUUAAAGUUAAAGAGGAAAUAACAGUAACAGAUGUAGGCCUAUUGAUGUCUGAUGAGGAAUUAACAUCAAGGAACUCUGCCGCCGAAGGAGAUAAUGAAGAAUGUGAAGAAGAGGAUGACAAGUUGCAGGGCUGGAUCAGUUGUGAAUCUAGAUCUAGCAACAACUAUAAUACCAAAAGGCAGAUAAAAUAUUCACUGUCUUUAUUUGAGGAAUUUAGCAAACGGGAGAAUGUAAACUUUGAAGAUAUUGACAACAAAGCUUUGGAUGUUCUUCUUUCAAAUUUCUACAAAGCUGCUCGGAACAAGAAGGGAGACUUGUAUUCAUUAAAGUCUAUGCAAUCCAUUCGAUUUGGCCUGCAACGUUACUUUUUGGAAUCACGUGGCAUUAACAUUACCAAGACAAAUGAAUUUUCUUUGUCUUACAAAACCUUUGGGGCAGUGAUUCGUAAGCUUAGAAGGCCUGGUAAAGAUGAAGUGAGGCGUCAUCCCCAAAUCACAGUAGACGACAUGGCACGAAUGCAGGCGAGUUUGGAUUUGAGCACUCCCCAAGGCUUACAGCAUAAAGUAUUUCUGGAUAUUGUCCUGUACUUUGGCAUAAAGAUCCCAACCCUACGUACUACAAGACCAGGAGACUUUGUUUUACAUCAGGAGAAAAAUCAACUUUUCUACACAUUUCUAGAGAAUCAGAAAGCACAAAUGCAUGCCAUGCCUGGCAAUCCUCGAUGCCCUGUCGCAAACCUGAAAAGAUACAUCUCAAAGCUCAAUUCCAAUUGUGGAUGGAUGUGGCAGAGGCCAACGCAGCGUUUCUUAGAGGAUCACUGCAUUUGGUACGAGAAUUCACCCCUUGGAAAACGUACAUUGUCCUUAAUGACGAGGACAAUCAGUGAUUUGGCUGGUUGCAACAAAGGACAUAACCACCACUCGCUGAGGACAAUGAGGACAGAGAAAAUGUUGGAGGCGUUGUCAAGUAACGACAGCACCAGUCAAAACAGAGAUUAUGCCAUCACAGUGAUCACACUCCCGCGUUCAACAUCUAACAGCGUUUUUGCUCAGAUCAACAAAACGAUUACUGCCGGUCCCAGAGUACCUGUUGCUGCCCCUAUUACAGACUCCUCCAUGAACAUCAUUAAGAAGUCUCCAAGUGUGACUGCUUCUUCAAGUGACAAGGCAACCCAUCUACAAACAAUGCAGCAGAACACCAGUGUCACUUCAAAAUCAAAUACAGGUGUCAACGAAGGUACGAUGACAGAGCUGACUUGGAUUGAAUUACCGAGAAAGCUAGUACAAUCCAAGGAUGCCUCCACUCAGUGGGAGAAGCAGCCACCUACUCACUCCACUCAGGCUGCUUCUACCUCUUCUACACAAGAUCUUGAUAAACCAUCAUGUGGUGAUGACGGUGAAUUAGAACAGGAUGGUCUUGGUUGGUGCUCAGAGGACACCCCUGCAGUGCAAGAGGAUGAGUUCAUGGAUUCCAGUGAACCUUCUGAUGUACAUAUUGAUGGGUCAAUCAUUGUAGCUGGGUCUAGAGGCCAUGUGGAGGAAACCACUGUGGUUGAAUCUCAGGAAGGAAAACAAAGCAAAACACCCAUCCUGAGAAGAAUGAUUGACGAGCUGAUUGACGAAGAAGUAGAUUACCAGACCGUAUAUGUGAAGGAAGAAUACUUUGAAGAUGAAUGUCAAGAUGAUGAUUAUGCACAUGUGCAUUUGACACCAGGUGGACAUCCAAGAUUGGACGCUGAAAGUCCAAGAUCAACCCAGCAAACCAACAGCGACAGAGCUCCAAGGCAAAAUGGUGGACCAUGUAUCGGAUCAAAAGAGGCAAUAAUGGCAGAAGCGACUCUUCCUAGAUUUGAACUUCGUCAUGAUGAUCAAUUACAAGACUUGAUUGGUUCUGAGAGCAGCAAGAACACCAAAAAAUCCGUGAAAUUUUCUGUAAAAAUAUUCGAAGACUACCUGCAGAUUAUCAACACAGACCUCAAUAGUGUAAACAAACUGCCAAACUUGGAGCUGGACAAGGUACUCCAAAGGUUUUACGCUGGUGCUAGACAGAAGAACGGUUCUCUAUACACCAAAAAGUCAAUGCAAUCUAUUAGAUACGGACUUCAGCGUUUUUUCCUCAUUUCUAAAAAUGUGGACAUUGGUAAGCAUGAAGACUUUACAAAUUCGAAGUCAGUUUUCAAGCAAUUUUUUUUGCUUAAAGGACAGGGAGUUGUCAAUCACAAACCCGCUAUCUCACAAGAAGACAUGGACAAAAUCCAAGGUUCGCUUGAUCUAGAUGAUCCUCAAGGUCUUCAGGACAAGGUCUUUAUUGAUGUUAUGUUGUAUUUUUGCAUUCUUGGGAGGGAGAAUAUACGUGAUAUGACACUUGACAGCUUUGAAAUUUGUGAGGAAGCCUUAGGGGGGAAAUGCUACAUAACUCUCAAAGAUACACUCACAAGGAACAGCCGUGCUGAUAAACUAGGUGGCGUCAUGACUCCAACAAAUGGUCCACGAUGUCCUGUUGCCUCCUUCUUACGCUACAAAGAUAAAUUGAACCCCAAAUGUAAGUGGUUUUGGCAGAGACCAGCACAGCACAAGCGUGAGUUCAAUCCAUCUUGUUCUGGUCCAUGGUACCGUAAUGUACCCCUAGGGAUAAACUCCAUCGGAGAAAAGAUGAAAACAAUUUCAUCCAGUGCAGGUACCAAGGCUUACACCAACCAUUGCCUAAGGGCAACCAGCAUCAGUACCCUACAAAAUGCAAGGUUCUGAUGGAGAUCAUGAGUGAGUAUGGACAUCUCUCAGAAAGCAGUCUCGGCCACUAUGCAUUAACCAGCAGUGAAACAAAAGAGAACACAAGUUGUGCUAUCGUAGGGGGUUAAAGAACACUCUAUUUUAAUUUCAUGUUUAAAAAGGGUAAAAUUAACGUUACCAUCUUUUUUUGGGGGGGGGGGGGUGGGGGAAGGGAGAAGGGGCCCCCCGUGGAUCUGCACCUGCCAGCCAUAUCCUAAUGAUAUGGUUCUACAAUAUAUUUUUUGAUUUUCAGUAAGUAUGCAUUUGGUGUUUAAGAUGCGUCACUGCGCACUUCUACUUUUUGCUACGCUUAGUAAAGAGGUGAAAGUAUUCUUUUUAAAAGGGGAUAUGAAAAUUUGCCAUGGUGCCUCCAUUAAAUAAUUAAGUAAUUUUAAAUUAAAUAAAUUGGUAUUUGGGAAUGUGAUAGAUACCAAGUGUUUUUGUUCACGAGUUUUAGGCAUUAAAAAAACCCUGUUACACGAUCCCAUUUAAUUUGAUUUCACUUUAUCGAUUGAAAUCAAAACAUAAAGGAGUAUCAAUUUUCAAUUGAGAUUUAAUACAAUUCAAAUAUUAUUGUUGAAAAGUUAUCUAAAUUACUGUGACAAAAGUGAAAAAUCAAAAAAGAAAUUCAUUAAUGUAGGAUAUGUUUAUCAGUGGCAGAUCCAGGAUUAUUAAAAGAAGAAAGGGGUGUAAAUGUGCAACAGUUAUCCAUUUAUGCCUCUUCCUCCCCCACCUGGCUCUGCCUCUAUGUGUCUGUUCCUUGGCAUUGUUCAGCCACUAUUUUGAUUGUUUUCUUGUAAUCAUCAUUGUUGUACAUUGUUGUACUCGUACACCUUUUCAUUCUAGAGUUUACCUACCUGUAGGAGAUGAAAGUAAAAGGAUUACUUUGUAUCUUCCCCUGGAAUAUACACAGGGAGAUACAAUUGAAAUUAAAGUAUGGAAUCAGCAAUUAGGCCCUAACCCUAAAUGUUAGUAAAAUGUUGUAAAGUUCUCUGAUUCCGGUUGUAUCUACCUCUUCUUGUGAGCUUACCUGUAAACAUAUUGGCAUUUAAAUGGUUACUACAAGGUGUAAACACUGAACCCUUUAUUCAUUUGUAAUACAAAUUAAUAUGUUGUUAAAUUGCGUUAUUAAAAAAAGAGACUUUUGAUGAUCUUGUUAUAGUCAGCAUGUCACACAUAACACAGUAUUGGUUAGAGGAGUGUGGCAUGGGCAUGGCAGGAGCACAUAUCAGUGAUGAAAUCGAGUUAGAAUGGGAAACAGAAUCUGGAAGGAUAAAACCUGAUACAUGUAUAUAGUUAAUAAUGAUUACAGAUAUUUUGUAAAAUUUCCCAGAUUCCAAAUGUUUACAUCUCCUGUAAUCAAUUACAUGAGCCCCUGGUUUGCCAUUCCACAUCUUGCCUACUAAAAACUAUCAAUAUGUUGCCAAAUAUUUAAUUAUUUAUCAAUAUUUUUUUCAUAUUUAUUAUUUUUUUAAUUUUAAUUUUGUAUGCUUUACAAUGAGUAUUUACAUAGAAAUUAUUAUUACAUUCAUAUUUCAAUGUUAGCCAGUAUUGAAUAAGGUUCUUUUUUAUUUUGAAAGUUGGUAUAUGUUGAGGCAUUUUGUCGGAUGUUGAAAAUAUUAUGUUAAAUUUGUUAUAACUAUUUGACGCUUAUCUACAUGUAAUAAUUGGGGUAUUGUGUUACUUUGGGAUAUAGAUUAUACAUAAAUAAAAGAGAGGAGAGAGAGAG